This is a messenger RNA of Mucor velutinosus, 720 nucleotides long. RefSeq lists its product as uncharacterized. NCBI's taxonomy places the organism in Eukaryota, Fungi, Mucoromycota, Mucoromycetes, Mucorales, Mucoraceae. Bases 1 to 720 code for a protein of 239 amino acids. The transcript is spliced from 2 exons. The record is from RefSeq and is a predicted model, not a curated record.
AUGGGCGAUUUGAUACCUCUUCACGUAAAACGCAACAGAAGCAUGAAACCAGCUACUAGCCAAAGAUGUGUAGCACCUUGGAGCGAGUUUCUAGACGACAACAAGAACGGCAUGAAGACUGUUACAGAGCUGUGGUGGGAUAUUGGUAAAGACAACUAUACAUUUCGCUCUGGAGAGGAUUCUAAGGUCCAAGGCAAGUUGCCAUUCAGAGAUGCUGAUAUGUCAUUGUGUCAGGAUCCCAUGUGGAAAGAUUAUGGACAGAAGCACAGACGUCAAGCUCGGUCAUUACCAACAAGCUGCGAAUCGUUAUCAACAACAUCAAGUCCAUGGCGUCAGUAUGUACGGGCUGAUUCUGCUUCAAAGAAUGAUUUUUCAUUCAACAACUCAGGUAAUCCUUGGGCUACUCAAGAGUAUGUAAAGACUGGAAGUUUGUACAUCCUCCGCAGAAUGAAUCCAAUAAACGAUUUCUGGGUGAGGCCUGAAGCCUGUUGUGAAGCACUGAAAGGCAUGAUAACUGAAGCAGACCUGGAACCACACGCACCUGAAGAUGAUGAACCACAGACAUCAUUUUGGAGUCAAUUCCAAGCUUCAGUAGCCUCCUCUUCAAGAACUGCAACACUCUCCGCAGUUUUGUCUACAAUUAGUGAGCAAGAUGAAGACAAAGAGUAUAUCAAUGAGUAUGAAUCCAACAACAUUGUGGUUGCGCCACCCCAACAGUAG